AUGAGGCCUAAGAUUGUGGAUGUAGGGGUGACAGAGGAUUACACACAGUAUCGGACUGUGAAUCUGAUUCCAUGCAUUUUAGAUCCAGCCAAGCUGAUACCAUUGUUUGAGGAUGAAAGGAGACAAUGGCGGAGGAGGAGAGGAGGCCAAGGAGUAGGAGGAGGAUAUGGAGGUGAUGGAGGUGAUGGAGGAGAGGGAGGUGGUAGAGGAGGUUUUGGAGGAGCAGGAGGGGGUGGAGGGGGUGGGGGUGGUGGAUUUGAGGGUGGGAUUGUUGAUGUUGACAGUAGGAUUAUAGGAGUUGUUGAUGUUGUUGGUGCUGCUGGUAGGAUUAUCAGUGUCAUUGAAUCUGCUACUGGGAGUAUCGGCGUUGUUGGUGCUACUAUUGUUUCUGAUGGAAUUAUCAGUGCUAUUGAUGUUGUCGAUGGUACUGAUGUUGUUGAUGGUGCUACUGCUUCUGCUACUGAUGGUUUUAUUAGUCUGGCUGGUGCAGUUGGUGCUACUACCACUACUGAUGGAAUCAUCAAUGUUGUUGAUGCUGCUGGUGUGAUUGAUGCUGAUGAUUUGAUGAUCAGUUAUGUUGGUAUAGUGGGUUUAGUUGGUUUUGUGGAUAUAAUCAAGGAGGGCCUCCUUGGAGUAACUGUUUGA
Cryptomeria japonica (Japanese cedar) is the source of this 645-nucleotide messenger RNA. RefSeq lists its product as uncharacterized. The record is from RefSeq and is a predicted model, not a curated record. NCBI's taxonomy places the organism in Eukaryota, Viridiplantae, Streptophyta, Pinopsida, Cupressales, Cupressaceae. Bases 1 to 645 code for a protein of 214 amino acids. The transcript has 2 exons.